AUGUCACGUUCAAAGAAAAUAUUAGAUAUGUACAAAAAAACUGAUGCAGAAAGGCCUGAGCUUAGUGCACCAUUUUCAAAUGUUCCUACUGAUUAUACGAAAAAAAGUGUAAAUACUGACAACAAAGCUCACCUUUGCCUUCCGGUGCAGAAGAAAUCAGGUCAAGAACUAGCUGAUAUAUGGGAAGAAGUUCUGCAUGAAGAUGUGGGACCGAAGAAAUUACCUGCGAUAGCCCAAUACCGAAUGUGUCUGAUCCGUGCAGAGUUUACGCAAUCAACCUAG
This is a messenger RNA of Pieris macdunnoughi, 282 nucleotides long. NCBI's taxonomy places the organism in Eukaryota, Metazoa, Arthropoda, Insecta, Lepidoptera, Pieridae. The record is from the annotation of a GenBank genome assembly.